This is a messenger RNA of Rhodamnia argentea, 940 nucleotides long. RefSeq names its product RING-H2 finger protein ATL56-like. Bases 55 to 639 code for a protein of 194 amino acids. The record is from RefSeq and is a predicted model, not a curated record. Lineage: Eukaryota; Viridiplantae; Streptophyta; Magnoliopsida; Myrtales; Myrtaceae. The transcript has a single exon.
AUAUCUCUCCGUCGAAAUUGCAACUUCUCUCUCUCUCUCUCUCUCUCUCUCUACAUGCCUCCCCAUCAUGACACCUUUCACGGCGGCGAACCCGCCUCCGGCCACCAGAAUAACGGCGCUUCGACGCUGCCGCCGCCGAAGCAGAACCCGAAGCUGCUCUCCCUCCUCCUGAAGGCCAUAAUAAUGACCCUGAUAACCACCCUCUUCUUCCUCUUCCUCGGCCUGGCCGCCAUCAUCCUCCUCCACCUCUGCCUCGCCGGCGGCCUCCUCCACCGCCGCCGCCAGAUCGACCUCCCGCCUCCCCUCGGCCGGGCGUUGCCCCCGCGCGACCUCAAGAGGCUCCCCAAAUUCAGGUACCCGAAGAGGGGGGCUCAGGGUCAGGGUCAGGGCCAACACAAUCAAGGCUUUACCGAUUGCGCGGUCUGUUUGGAGGAGUUCAGUCAAGGCCAGUGGUGCAGGAAGCUGGUCGGGUGCGGUCACGUGUUCCAUAAGAGCUGCGUGGACACUUGGCUCGUCAAAGUUGCUGCUUGCCCGGUUUGCCGGUCGCAGGUCCGAGCCCAGGUGGGGUCUACGAGGCCUGGAAUCGACGGACGAGAUUGCAAGCAGCUUUGGGCUUUCGGUAGAGAGACGCCCGUCUGAGGGAUUCGGUGGAUGGGACUUGUGGAAGUCCGUGAAAAGUGGUUAGAUUGUGGUCAUGCGUUGAAAAAUUCAAUCUUUUCUUUGGGCAAUGAAAUAUGAUCUCCUGGAUCAUCAACUGCAGCAAUUUCGUUCUUUCCUACUUUAGUUGCUCAAGUUGUUAUGGGAUCAGUUUGGUUAUGUUUGGUUAGCUAGAACUGAGAAGUCCCAGUGCGGUUGCAGUUUUGGUUGUGAAUGAAUUGCUGUCCUAGUUUAAUGUUCUGUUUUGUUGUUAGGAGGCGUGGAGCUUAGCUUUUCGUGCUUU